This is a messenger RNA of Drosophila ficusphila, 3516 nucleotides long. RefSeq names its product F-box/LRR-repeat protein 6 (gene Fbl6). Gene Ontology annotation, molecular function: protein binding. The record is from RefSeq and is a predicted model, not a curated record. Lineage: Eukaryota; Metazoa; Arthropoda; Insecta; Diptera; Drosophilidae. Gene Ontology annotation, biological process: SCF-dependent proteasomal ubiquitin-dependent protein catabolic process. The coding region runs from base 512 to 2677 and encodes 721 amino acids. Gene Ontology annotation, cellular component: SCF ubiquitin ligase complex. The transcript has 9 exons.
AAAACGCUAAGGGAAAAAAUCUUUAGAAUCGAAUUCGAACAAUUCAAACACACACACAUCGUGCUGUACCGUUCACACACCGCAUCGCAGUACAGUACCGCAGUGCGUGCGAGUGAGACGACCAGAAUAUCGGCAGAUAACAUACAUUUGUGUACCUACCUCUCUUCCAAGUGGUGAGUUGAAUGCCGAUUAUGCACCCUGCACGCGUCGCACCGAGCAUUGUAUGCAAUAAGUAAAGUGCAUUGCAGCGAACUGAAAAAAAAACAUAGUGAAACUAGAAACCCCUGGAAAUUCUCUAUCUGAAAGGACCCAAUAGAAGCCCUCCUUCAACAUAUCCUCCAUUCGACUAAGAUUUAUGGCGGGAACUCAAACGGAGUGUGCGCACAGGUCACUAACAAGUCGGUGCGACCCCAACUGCGGUCGACUUGUUUAUUAAGAGCGAACAAACGAAUAAAAAUAAAAACAAAAAAAUAUAUAUGUAAUAUCUUGUGGCAGAAGAGCGAGUGGAGUGAUGAGCGAAUCUCUGACUUCUCAAGUGGAGGAGACCAAGGUGUCCGAUGAAGAUGGCGCAAAAGAGAAAGCUGAAGUGUCCACGGCCAAAGAAACCGCUGGAUCGGCCAUGAAUGUGGACACAAAUGACACUGGUGGGCAGCAGCAGGUACAGAGUGACCCGGGAGAUAAGGAGAAAACUGUCACGGUGGAUAUAAACACACUUACACCUUCGACGCCCUCUCAAACCCCGCCACAAUUGCUGGCCUCUGAAACUGCCACAUCGGGAAGCGCGGCUAUCAUCCCGGAGAACAUUUUAUCGCCGCCCAAGUCGGAAACACAGACGGAUGAAACCAACACGGCCACAUCGACAUCCUGCUCCCCGGCUUCAGAGGGUCAGCGGUCUCCUGCUGCAGAAAGCCAGCAAACGGCUCCUAAGGCGACGACGCAGCAGGAGAAGGCUCAGCCAACAGCAACAGUCAAUGGCUCCAUACCAAAGUCGGGAAAACCUCUCUCCUCAGCGCUUAGCGGAAAGAAGCCCAGCAAGGCGGCCACCACGUCACCACGAGCCUCCCGUUCCCGCAAGCCCAAGGCGUUGCCCAUGUACGAAAGCGAGAUUAGCGAUAACAAGGUCGGCAUCAAACUGUGCAUAAAGAAAUCCGACGCCGGAGAGGGUGCUCCCGCUGGGGCCACAUCUCCACCAGUCGUUGUUCCUGUGCCCUCGAAACCGGUGCGCAAGCGCGUACGCAAACCAAAGCAACAAGACAGUGAUGAGGCCGAGUAUGAACCCCGCAAGAAAAAGGGUGGGGGAGGUAGUAGCGGAGCAGAGAAAAAGGUUUCAGCGAGCUCUGACGCGGAAGCUGCCAGCGAACCGAUCGAGCAGAGUGUCUGGGCGCAAAAGCUGCCUGAGGAAGUCCUCUAUAGGAUCUUCGAACACGCAGUUGACACGCAGGGCUGUUUGCCCACCCUCUUUCGCCUUGGCAGGGUUUGCUCACUCUGGCGCCAGGUUUCCCUUAGGCCCACUCUUUGGCGAACCAUGGAUCUGACCACUUGGGUCAAGGAGAAGUAUCGCACUGAACUAAAACUCAAGUGGUUUGUAGACAACCGCUGCAGUGCCUGUACAGAGCUGAAUGUUUCCAAUUGGAAAAUAUCAGACAUAAAUUGCUUCCUUGCCAAGUUGUCAGCCGGUUGCCCGAAUCUGGCUGGCAUUACGCUCUCCGGCUGGAAAGGUUUCACCUCAGAUCAUUUGACGUAUUUAGUGGAUAACAUGCACAAGUUGCAGCGCUUAGACUUGAGCUCCAUUAAUGUUGAGAUGAAUGCAAGCAAAAGUGCAGUUGGUGUCAACUCCCUGUGCAAUGCAUUGCAGACCAUGGGCAGCCGUCUAACGCAUCUUUACUUGGCGCACAAUCGUCUAGCGGGUAUUCCGCAAAUAGUCGGAAUUCUUUCGACGCACUGUCCGAAUCUAACGUUAUUGGAUCUCUCGAAUGUGACCACUCAGGCCACUUCACACGGUGUACUCCACAUUGAAAAGUUGCAGCGCGGUUGCCAGAAACUAAAGGUCCUGCGGGUGACAAACUCUCACAUUACACCAAGCACGGCAUCAAUGCAGGAAAUUAUGGACUCUCCUGGCUUUCCAGAGCUGGAAGAACUGUCGGUGGCUGCCUUGACGGAUGAAUCACGCAUCAUCAGCGACGAUCACCUACAGCGCAUCCUGAAGAGCAGCUCUAAGCUCAAGCUGCUUGACGUGCGCAAUUGCACAAGGCUGACACACGAGAGCCUUAUCCGUCUACCAGCGUGGGAUAUCAAGCAUUUAUUCCUGUCAGGGUGCUCAGUAACUCGGGACAUGGGAUCGGGCCUCGAACUCAUUGCCUCUAAGUGGGCCCACAGUCUUAUUGAACUGGAUCUGGCUUGGGCGAAUAUGCAACAACCUAUUGAUAAUGCGCUUCGCGCACUCGCUGAGAAAGGCAGGGAGUCCCCGAUGGCUCAUUUAAAUCUUUGCGGCUCCUCCGUUUCCGAUGAGGCGGUUAAGGAAAUACUGACGAACUGCCGGAAGAUGAGCUCUAUUAAUCUGGCAUCGUGCCGCGGAUUGCCGCGUGGAGUAAAGCGCCUGAUGCAGGGACCUCAGGAGUUGGGUGAACUACGAGAGGUUCUGGGCGUACAGCUGAAGAACAGUAGCGGGAGCAACUAAUCCAGUCAGUGGCCGAGUCCACACAUCGGUUUUAUUGUUGAUCAUGCGGGCCAAGUUUAAAUGUAAUUUAAAUUGUUGCAUCCCUCUCCGCGCGAAAGGCGUUAAGCGCUUUUGUUGAUUUUGUAAAGUAGUCCGCAAACAAAUUGCAAUAUUUGCAUAUUUGCAAUCGCUUGCAUCUUCCAAUAAUGCUUAUCUUGUUUAUAGGCCUUAGGGUUUAAUUAUUGUACUAUUGUACUAGUUUAGUAUUCUCUGCACAGUGGCAGCCGUGAGUUUCUCCCUUCUUGGAGGUUCCCGCAUUAGAUGCUGUGUAAAAGAGCAACCUUUUGUAAAUGCAAUAUGUAUUCAUAAUUUAGUUGAUUCGAAUUUUUUGCAGCGAGAAAAUCAUUCACUUUCGAAGCCGACCCGAUUGUAUCGAUUUUCAUUGAUUUUUUUUAGUACAUAUAUAAUUAUAUAUAUUUACUGAUUUAUUGUUAGUUAAGUCCGACCAUUGAGCGUUUGUAAAGUAUGUAUACAAGAAUUUAAAAUAAGUUUAAAGUGUAUGAUGAUUCGCAAUACAAAAAUGAUAUAUUUACCGUAAAGUAGUCGUCAAUUCAAAGUCGCUAAGGCAAUUUGUAGAAUGUUUUAACCCGAUAGAAUUGUACAUAUUGGCGUUAGAGAAACUUUCUGAUUGGAUGUUUUUAUAAAAAAAAUAACCACUUAUAAAAGUAACGCAUAUAACACACAUACAUAACAUAAAGUAAAACAAUUCAAUUGUUAAGCAUUAUUAGCAGUUAAGAGACGGCAAUUAAAGGUACAUUUAAUUUAAAAUAAACGCAAACAUUUUCAAUCCUACGACCAGA